AUGGAUACCCCGCUAAGGCGCAGCCGGCGGCUGGAAGGCCUAAAGCCUGAAUCCCCCGAGCUCCCCACCUCGGUUUCGCGGGCGAGACGGACCCUUGUGGAGUUCGAGUCGAACCCAGAAGAAACGAGGGAGCCGGUGUCUCUUCAGAAUGUGCGGGAACCUGGUCCGGGGUCCCCCCGACAUCAACCGGAGACAAGCCCGGGGUCACCCAGUCUGCGGCAGGAAGCAGGCUCGGAGUCCCCUCGAAGGCAGCCAGAGCCGGACCCAGGGUCCCCCCAGCGUCAUCGAGAUCCAAGCCUGGAGUCGCCUCGAAAACAGCCGGAGACGAGUCCUGAAUCUCCCCGACGUCAGCCAGAGCCAGGUGGGGAGCCACCGAAGUUCUCCCAGGGCCAGGGAGAACUGGACUCGGAGUUGGCCCAGAGUAAGGAGGAGCUGACACCGGGGUCCCCACGACAUCAGCUGCAGCCGGGCCCAGGAUCACCAGAGCCUUAUCCCGGUCAGCAAGCGCCGGGUCCGGAGCCUUCGCGGCCACUGCAGGAGCUGACACCCCAUGUACCCGACUCCCCCCGGGGACAGCAGGAGCCGAGCAAGCCACCUAGGGGCAGGGAGAUGGUGACAGCCGGCCUUGGGACAAAGAAGAGUAAAGGUUCUUCAUCCCAGGCCCCAGCGUCCAAGAAGUUAAAGGAGGAGGAAGAGGUUCCUGUAAUCCCGAAGGGGAGGCCCAAGUCGGGACGGGUGUGGAAGGACCGCUCCAAAAAAAGGUUCUCUCAGAUGGUUCAGGACAAGCCCCUGCGCACAUCCUGGCAGCGGAAAAUGAAGGAACGGCAGGAGAGAAAGCUGGCUAAGGACUUUGCCCGGCACCUGGAGGAGGAGAAGGAGAGGCGCCGGCAGGAGAAGAAACAGCGCCGGGCCGAGAAUCUGAAACGCCGCCUGGAGAAUGAGCGGAAGGCAGAGAUUGUCCAAGUGAUCCGAAACCCUGCCAAGCUCAAGCGGGCAAAGAAGAAGCAGUUGCGCUCCAUUGAGAAGCGGGACACCCUGGCACUGCUGCAGAAGCAGCCACCCCAGCGGCCAGCAGCUAAAAUCUGAGCUCAGGACAGAGUGGAGGCCUUCCAUGGCCAACAGCCAUCUCAGAACACGGCACUUCUCGGCCACAAGUCAGGUGCCUCUGCUGGAGCCAGCACUCCCACACUAUGGCUCCAAAACAGGGACCCCACCCCAGAUGGAGCCCCUGGGCCUUUGAAGGCUCUCAGACAGAUCUCUGUGGGACAAACACCUAGGGGGCUGGGACCUGGCAGACACAGGGAGGGACGAGAUUCAGCUCUCCUUCUCUCCUUUCCCUUCCUCCAAGUGCCUUCAGAUCAUGAACAGUAAGUUCUCUGGUUUCUCAGUGAGCUGGUGACUGGAGGGUGACUUCCCCAAAUGUGUAUGUCCUGUCUCAGGGUCCUGGGUCCAACCCAGGCCUGGAGGCUGGUAGUCAGGAAUCCCAAAGGCUGCCUUGGGUACCUCCGCACCCCACUGACCCCAUCACCCAGCAAACUGAAUCCGGCUCCUUCCUGCUUUUCAACACUGAAAGAUUAAAAUGGGGAAGUUGCAGGGAGCAGGGUUUCUCUCUAGCACCCCCUUUCCCAUGCUGGGCUCAGCAGAAGCCCAGAGAUCUGACUAACUCAUGCCCAUCCAGUCUACAGCAAAAACAUUUAUUGAAUGCCUGUUGUGUACAGGCACAGUUCUAGGCACCAGGGAAUACAGACAACAGACAAAAGUCCCUGCCCUCAAGGACCUUUCAUUCUGAUGGAAAAAACAAUAAACAAGUAAAAUACA
This is a messenger RNA of Galeopterus variegatus (Sunda flying lemur), 1818 nucleotides long. It is a transcript of the gene CCDC86, whose product is annotated as coiled-coil domain containing 86. Bases 1 to 1086 code for a protein of 361 amino acids. The record is from RefSeq and is a predicted model, not a curated record. The transcript has 4 exons. Gene Ontology annotation, cellular component: nucleolus. Lineage: Eukaryota; Metazoa; Chordata; Mammalia; Dermoptera; Cynocephalidae.